AACUAGUACUUAAACAGCUGUUACGAAAAUAUCUUUUAUUUUUUUUAAAGAAAUCUAAACAAAAGAACUUUUAAAAUAGCUACAAACAUGAGAUCUAUUUGAAAACAUAAAUACAAAUAAAGGAAAACGAAAACUGCCAGCAAACGCACCCAAAGCAGAGUUCAAGUUGUCUCAAAGAAACAGACCUUGAAAAGCAAGCUACAAUGAGUCACUUGGGCCUUGCGGAUGUGCAGCAGUCCGAGGAUGCCACUCCUGACCUGGAAUCCUUCACUGGCUUCGGCAACUCCGCCGCCGAGGCCUUCAUUCAAAGUCUCGCAGGAAUGGUGAAUCAGGGCGAUGUGGAGACCAUGAUACGGGCUCAAAAGCAGAUGCUGCAACGCUUCGAGAAAACCAACGAGAUGCUGCUCAACUGCAAUGCCUUAUCGCAGAGUCGUCUGAAAAGUGCCAGCGAGGAUUUCAAAAGACACGUGAAAUGCCUGAGCGAAAUGAAGAAGGAUCUGGAUUACAUAUUCCGUAAGAUACGGGUCAUCAAGCAGAAGCUACAGUCGCAGUUCCCCGCCAUUUACGCCGAAGUUCAACCGCAACGUAGCAGUUUGGCGGAGGAAGCCGAGGAUGAUACGGAAGCACAGGCGAAAAAGACUGCAGAAACACCUGCUCCUGCUGUCGCCAAACCUCUAUUAUCCUCCAAAAAGAGUGCCGCCACCAUAGAGUACGUGCAGAUGGAGGAGGCAGUGGACAAUGGCACUGUGGAGAUCGAAAACGAGCUGAUCAAGCGAGUUUGUUCCGUGGAAACUGCCAAUCCCAAUGAUUCCUCCGACUGCACAUCCGAGGAUACAGGUUGAGCCUAAUUAGCUUUAGUCCUUCGAUAUAUUUAUCUUCAUAUAAUAACUUAUUGGUUUAAUAUUUGUAUAAUCUGAUACAUACAAGGACACAAUCCGUUUAGUUAGAUUUAAAUGAAAUAUUCGUAAUAAUUUAAGAAACUAAUGGCUUAAAAUAUAA
This is a messenger RNA of Drosophila sechellia, 999 nucleotides long. Its product is annotated as kxDL motif-containing protein CG10681. The coding region runs from base 204 to 842 and encodes 212 amino acids. The transcript has 3 exons. Gene Ontology annotation, cellular component: BORC complex. The record is from RefSeq and is a predicted model, not a curated record. Gene Ontology annotation, biological process: lysosome localization. NCBI's taxonomy places the organism in Eukaryota, Metazoa, Arthropoda, Insecta, Diptera, Drosophilidae.